ACGGAAGCUCCAAAGUCAUAUGAUCGAUUCGUGACAGAGCUCGCCGUUCCCGACUCGCAAAGAUGGCUAGCCAGACGCAGGGAAUUCAGCAGCUUCUGGCCGCUGAAAAACGCGCUGCCGAGAAAGUCUCGGAUGCCAGGAAACGUAAAGCACGUCGUCUGAAGCAGGCUAAAGAAGAAGCCCAGGACGAGAUUGAAAAAUAUCGACAGGAACGAGAAAAACAGUUCCGCGACUUUGAAGCCAAGCACAUGGGUUCAAAAGAAGAUGUAGCUGCGCGUAUCGAGGCAGAUACGCGACUUAAGAUAGAAGAAAUGAAUCAGACCGUUGCUGUGCACAAAAGCACGGUCAUGCUUAAAAUCUUGGACUUGGUGUAUGAUAUCAAGCCGGAACUGCACAGUAAUUACCGCAUUGAGGUCUAAGCCACAAAAAUUGCAUCUAAUAUAGCUAUAAAUAUGAUACGUCUUACGCUCUAUAAAUAUAUAUUAAAUAAUAUUACUGUUCACCAUAUCUCAAUAUGUAUUUAUCGCUGUUAUAUCGUAUGACAUGUUAUAUUUUAUCUGAGAAACUGUAUACAAUGUAGCUGUAUAGGCAGUGAUACUCAAACUACUACUAGAAUUCUUUUCUCCCGCAGUUGCUACACGACAAUAAAUGUAAUCGUAUUGUUAUUACCGCUGAGCUUUUCACCGGCACGUAUUCGGACAGUUUGAGAAUUGCUGUAAUGUAGUUGCAUCAAAACAAAGAGAAAAGAAAAAAAAAGUAACGUGAAUUCAACAGAGUACUUUGACCCGAUGCGUCAAGGCCUAGACACAUCGAGACAAUGUGCGAUUGUUAAAAUAAAUACGAUUAAAGCGAUUUAGGGUGAUGGAA
Acromyrmex echinatior (Panamanian leafcutter ant) is the source of this 867-nucleotide messenger RNA. It is a transcript of the gene Vha13, whose product is annotated as V-type proton ATPase subunit Vha13. The record is from RefSeq and is a predicted model, not a curated record. Gene Ontology annotation, molecular function: proton-transporting ATPase activity, rotational mechanism; ATP hydrolysis activity. Lineage: Eukaryota; Metazoa; Arthropoda; Insecta; Hymenoptera; Formicidae. Gene Ontology annotation, cellular component: vacuolar proton-transporting V-type ATPase complex; vacuolar proton-transporting V-type ATPase, V1 domain. Gene Ontology annotation, biological process: synaptic vesicle lumen acidification.